This is a messenger RNA of Spirometra erinaceieuropaei, 8849 nucleotides long. Lineage: Eukaryota; Metazoa; Platyhelminthes; Cestoda; Diphyllobothriidea; Diphyllobothriidae. The record is from the annotation of a GenBank genome assembly.
AUGGAGACCCAAAUGGCCUCAAAGGUAAUUAUUUUAAAGAAGUCCUUUAAAAGUAUCAUGGGGCAGAUUUCAUGCUGGAGUGGAGUAACGGGAGAGAAAAAGGCGACUACUGGGAAAAUUUAAUUUUGGUCUGAAAUCUCGAAUACCACUAUCAAACUCCCCACUAUCAUUACCAAAAGAAGGGGAGUCGCUGCUGUGUACGUCAGUAUACAUCUAAGUGAGCUCAUGAAUUCACACGGUUCGCCGUUUCUGUCUUUGCAUGAAUCCCUGGGUCGACUGUUUGAUCCGUCUCAAGAAUUUACCACACAAGGAGCAGGUGUCCCAUACAGUCUCUGGUAAGGUUGUCUACUUGUAAUGCGUGUUCGCAAAGUCGCAUAAACCCCGGAGAGCUGGAUAUGCAGGUUGCUGUGCACCUAUCGCUUCGGUCGUUGAUCUUUGGUCGUGGAAAAGUCAGAGGGUGGCGUGCAUCGUCAUCUGACAAUUAUGAUCCAGUCGCCUCAUCGUUAGGUACUAUUCGUACACCCUUAUCUGCAGUUACCAACUUGGUUUCCCAGCGUAGUUACAGUCUCCGCAACUAAAUUACAACUAGUAGACGACGAGACUUUUGUUUUUUGGAGAUUAGGUUCUUUGGUCUUACCUCGGAGCGCCUAAGCAUUGAAUCAGGCAUGUAAACGACAGUCUUUCGACGACCUCCGACAGCCUAUAACUGGAGAGGUUUAUCGCUAUGAUCCGUGUUAGUUGAUUGUCUCCGUUCUGUUCCGUGCCAGCAGUUAAAUAACGCGGUUGAAGGACCCAGUUCUUAGACAAGAGACAUCUUCUGUCGCCUAAAACUACAAUUAGGCUGCAGAAACCCAAAGUUGGUUGCUCGAACCCGUAAUGUCAGAUGAACUUGUACAAGCGAAUAAGGCCACCUGAAUUACUGACUAAUACACUUUGAUGUGUAUUUCACGGACGACCUCAUACGAAGGGCGAAAUGAAACCGUUCAGUCGGCUCGGGAGGUUUUUUGUACUCAGCUGCAACCGCUGAGGCUACUGUACAAUGUCAGUCAUUGAUCUUCCCGUCUCCUACUUUUUAUGUUUAAUCCUAUCUACUACGAUUUUUUUCAAGCGUUUUAUCAGCGGUGCGACAGGGGGAGUGAUAGUUCGUGCCGUGACUAAUCCAAGGCAAGGCCUUUGUUUCCGAUGAUGGGAGUGGAUUGCUAUCCAUCGUUUGAUCACAAUCCUAAGGUAGUGGAACUUUCCAAUGGCCCGUGAGUCGAGCGCUUUAACACGUCGUCAGAGUAUGCACAUGCAGGUCCAUUUUUCAUCUCGACCGCAUGUUAAAAUUUGCACCACUGUCGUUCACGAACGUCAUUACUUGACGUUUGAUACUCUCGGUGCAUGUUCAUGCGCGUACGGUCUCUAGUACUGCCAGCCCUGUUUUUACACCCAUGAUCACUCUGUUGCUGUAUACUCCACCAUACAUUUUUUAUUUUUAUAAUAAUACCCCAAUCGAGAUGUCUACCAUUUCUGACUCUUCGUGGUCGAUGAUUUUUUCCCGUCUUUUCCAUACGCCCUUCUUUCCAUCAUAGAACUUCAACAUUGUUUGUAGGGUCCAACCUCCAGCCUGCCAUCUUUUCUCUUUUUUUAGUUCAUGCGCCUUACGGACCUAGUUCUUGCAUGGCUCCUGCCACUUACGCUUGGCGACCAGUGCAUCUGGUACGGUCUGUGCCCAACUCAGGACUCGGAGGGCACGUACUGUGCAAAGAACGUGUCCGCCACUCCUCUCAGAAAUACAUCUGAUGGAAUACUCCAAACACUGCUAGAACUGUGUCCAGAUUAUGCUUCUCCUGACAGUAGCGCAGAGUCGGUACCGGUUUGCUGCGAUGCGGCUCAGGUCAACGCAUUUUCAGUCGGUAUCCAGAGUGCCAGCGUCCUUCUCGGAAGGUAGGUGGUGACAUUUUUGAUGUCCUGCUACUGGUGGUUUACUGAUCGUAAUAAUAGUAAUGGAGGUGGCAUUGGUAAUUUUGGUAGUAGUGGCGUUGGAGUUGAUGCAGUGAAAACGAUUGGAGGCCCUAAUGCCAGUAACUUAUCGCUGUCCAGAAUUCGACUCCCUCAUAAUAUCUCCAAAUCGCGCCAUUUACGAAUAUUUGAAUGGGUUUCGGGACCUUAUAUCUUCCAGCCGGCGUCUGCUUAGUUAUUUCAAGGUUUAUGAACGCCUUUAAUUGGCUUUCCUCAGAGCUGGAAGGACGCACGCGACGUGCUCUAGGAAGCCGUGAUCACGUGGUACGUAGCUUGUCGUAUGCGCCAGGGCCGGAAGGCGCAUACACGUUUGAGACGCUACGGUAGCAGCAACAGAGGCGGAGCAGGAAAAGCAGCAGCAACAUAAACCACGACAAAAAUGACCAAGACACAAUGCUGUCUAGGUCUUAUCGUCCACUAACCGCCUUGAAUUACCGAUUUGUAAAGCAUGUUGCAUUACUUGGCAGAUGUACUAUUCUUACCUACAAAGACAGGGGUGACAGGAAUGACCGUUUUUUUGGCGGUCCGUGUGGACCUGGGAUUUAAUUCCUGACGUAGUUGUUUGUCCAGCUUAAUUAUUGAACCGCGUGUUCUAUACGCAGUUCGAUAGUUAGACCUGUCGGCCGCCGCCAGUUAAACCACGUGUUGUGUAUGACCACGCAGAAUUGAAUAGAAAGUGGAUGGUAAACAACGACGUUAGACGUUUACAUGGGAGCUUUUACCCUAUCAUUUUGAAUUGACCAAAAAGUUCGACUACCCCGAUCGAUGUGUCAGGCAUAUAUUUUUCGUGAUACGGUGACUUUUUUCAACCCUAGGAACUUUCGAAUGAGGCCAAUCCCGUCGGUUCUAUCAAAUCUCGUUAGUUUUUUCCGAUCUUGCUUCUUUCAUGCAAAAGCUACCUGUUUUGCAUUAUAUUUGUCCUCUCUCCGGUCUAGUAUUGAUACUAGGCACUGCAUGUUUGUUGGAGGAGUCUACGACAUGAAAACACUCACUUCAGGCACACCUAACAAUACUUAUGCGGACUCCCGUUUUCAGAUGUCCUGCUUGUUUCGCAAACUUUCGACGACUCUUCUGUAAGAUGACUUGUGAUCCUCAUCAAAGUGCCUUUCUUCAGCCACUGAACGUCACCAAAACUGACGCGGUGACAAAAGUCCUUUACGUUCUCACAACACAUUUUGCUGAGGGAUUUUUCAACAACUGCAAGGUAGGCACUUCUUUAGUCCCCAUCUUCUUCCUCCUUUACCACCAUCAUAAUCUUUGGAUGUUGUAUCAAACCCCUUGGGUGGAUCCUUAAACUGACAGAUAGAAGAAUUUCACUCCCGAUUUGUGCCUCCAACCUCGACAGGCAACGCUUUACAAGCGUGAAAAAUUUUCUGGAUCGUUGCGAACUAGACAAAUGGGGUCGAUGAUCUUGAGCCUGGGUCUGAUCGACCUGACCACUUAAUUAGAGGUUAUAAGGCCCAAGUCUAGCGAUAAACUUAGAAUACACACAUGUUGGCAGGCAAAUGAUGAGAUCUGAGCGCUUUCCAGCAAUGCACAUUGAUUUUGUGGUUUUGAACAUGACCUCCAUCCUUCGUGACACGUUUCACAAAACGAUUUUUUUAACUGGCUCAAGCAUUUUGCAGUCGUUGCCCGGUGAUUUCACGAGUUGUAUUGGUUACUCUGAGCUUGGGUUAACUAAAAGAAGAUGACCUUGUGGAAUGCUUCUCUUUUUUGCCUAACUUUGAAAAAUCGUCCAGUGCCAUCACAUCGGGCUUUCGAGGUUGACAAACAACAAACCCAACUUUAAUUGAUCCUCCUUUAGUUGAGGGGGUAAUUUGGAAAAUUUUCACUAAUAGAAAUAUAUCACCGGUUGAUUGUCCUCACUUCAUAGUGUUUGAAGCCACUGAAUCCUGUAAGCGUUUGCGUAAUUUAGCUCACUCACUUUUGCACACGGGGUUUGUGAAAUAUUUUAUUUUGCAGAUGCGGGUCAGCGGACUGUUUUAAAACCCGUGCAGAUCAGAUCUAAGCUCAGAAAAACGUGCAUUUCACCACUGAGUUCUAGCAAUUAUGCAUGCUUGCUUAACUAGCCUACUAGACCGACGGUGUCAGACCCAAAGCCCUUUUUCAAGACAGCUGCUAUCUCUAAGUUCUUCUCCAGUCGUUCUGACUUUGUCUUGUCAUCCUAACAGCACAAAUGUAGGAGGGGAGUGUGGGAACUUCGCUGCGAAAGUCUUUCUCACUACAAUUCUAGUCACGCACAAGUCGCCACUGCCCCCUAUGACAGUGACGGUAGCCAUUGAUUCCUACCUACGAACUAUCAACGUGUACCAGGGAAGACUAGUCGUUUCGUUCGUAACUCGGCCGUUUGAAGUUGGUUUUGUUUUUUUCUGGAAAUUGUCCAUCUUGACGCAGUUAACUGCUGGCAAGUCCAAUCCGUUAACUAUCCGUAUAAUUCAAUUCGAACGCAAGUUUCCAAGGCCUCCACACGCAAAGCCCAGCAUUCACAUCCGUAGAGAAGGACAGACCGGACAGAUGCACGGUACACGCGAAUCUUAGUGGCGCUGGACGUGUCACGUCGGAUCCAUAGGCAUUUCCGAAGGCUUGAGAAAACCCAGCGGGCAGCAUCAUUUCGGGAGACAGUGUCCUUGCUAUGUCCAUUCGGCAGCAGCCUCGUCCCGAGUUAUUUAAAACUGUUUACCUCUUCAAGUUGACAGCCAUCAAUCUCGAGAGGUGCCUUCUCUUGACCAGGGAUGCAGCUUGAAAGCACUUUAGUCUUCUCCGCGUUGGUGAAUAAACCGACCGAUUUAGCGACCUCAUUCGUCCGUGACACCAUAGACUGCAGAUCACCAAAAUUUGUAGCAAGUAAGGCAAUAUGAUCGGCAUAGUCAAAAUCAGUCAGCCGGUGUCCGGGUGCAAACUUAACGCCCUCAACUGCAGAGUUCUUCCGCUGAUCCAGUCACUACGGCGUCGCUGGGUAUAUCCAAGGAUUUUCUUAGCUGCCCCACAGACAGGUCAGCGGAUGUUUGUUGCGAUGCUAGGAACACGUGUUGGGUACAAGCAAUCGGUUCUGAUCAGCGAAGUUCAGCAAUCUCUCACCAUUUCCACAUCGACAACCAAGCCCAAAGCGGCCAAUAAGAUGACUGUUUGUGGAGUCGCCAGGUCCAGUCCGACCACCAUGGCGACAAUCAGCAGAUCGCGGCGAGGGAGUCUUUCAACUAAUGUUUGCAAAUGCAAGUAAAACACCUCUUUAUCGCGCUGUUCGGCCGCUGAAGUUGGUGCAUGCACAGAGAUGAUGGAGAUGCUCGUGAAGUGACCCUUCAGUCACACGUAGACCAUCCGGUCUUUGACUGGUUCCCAAGCAAGUAACUCGAGGUCCGUUUGUUGCGGGAGGGCGAUAACUACACCGUGUCUACCAGAAGAGUCGCUUGGGCUGCUGUGGUACAGGGCGAAGUGUGAUUUAACUCCGGGGAUCUUUAUUUAUCGAGAGCCUGAGUCAGGAAGUCGGACUUCAGACAGACAGCAAACAUCUGCAUUGUACUGAUUAAGGCUGCGCGCGGUCAGGCUUUGGGUAUCGGGGUCCAGGCACGUUCGCACAUUCCAGCAUCCAAUACCAAGAGUUCAUCCCCGAUUGAGUAGUACAGCUGGCAUACAAUUCGCCUGCACCACUGGACCUGGGUUUCGGAGCGCGUCGGUUCCCGCGGACGCCGUAGCAUGGGUCGUGAUACUGUAGUCGGGCCUAUUUGAGGAGGCUCCUUGGGGAUUUUAAAUACAUGCGGGUCCCCAACAGCUGCUCGGGUUGUUUGUUCGAGGUCGUCUCCUCAAGCGCUUUGGCUUAAGAGCCUAGCCACAAGGCAGCGGUAGCAAGUAAACUUUUUUAAUGGCGGUUCGCGGUCGCCAUGUCACAGUGCCGUUAUCGGGCUUUGCGGCUUUUUUAUAAGGCUUUCAGUGUGCCAGACCUUUGCCCUCCGCACCCUGGUAGCACUGUUGCUGCUGGUCCGUAACUGCUUAUUUUGCAGCCGAUCUUCACUGAAGGCCGUCCCACUAUCCGCCGCCUGUGGACGCGCCACGUAGCAAGCAGCUGGACCAACUAGCAACCCGUCUUCCCGGGCAAAAUCUGAAAAUAUUCUGUGGGUUUUUGUGGGUUAUUUGAAAUGUGCGGUAUCUGGUUGAGUCAUCUCACGUCUCAAUCUUCGCCUCAUCAACCUUUUUCACCUUCUGGUUUUUCCUAGGUUUUCCACUCUCCUGGUUCGUCAUGUUUCUUGUCUUUGUCGGCCUGUUGACAAUCUUUGUCGCGAAUGAGCUUUUCCAGACCUGCAACGCUGCUCGCCGUCGCCGACAGCAGGAUCACUUGAAUGUCACCAGCGAAGUCGUCAUAUCUACACCACCCAGCAACCCAAGUUCUCUUGGUUUUCAUGCAAGGCUUGGCCCUGUGGUCGAGGCGACCCUCUCUAAAGUGAGUCAUUAAGAUAAUGAGGAAAAACUUAGCGUUCCCUGGACAAGUACGUUUAAAAUCUGGGAGUUAAUCCUGGUAUUAUUCAAAUACUUGUAAAUUUUCAAGAAGAUGCAUGCCUUAGGGCCCAUGACUACUUUUUGUCUGCUCGGCCGAGCGUGGAUAAGUUGCUGCCGCCAUUCAUGUGCUGUCCACGCAUGUUCUCGCGUGCUUGCUAUAACUGCAUCCCGGCUGUUGAACACCUUUCCUGGUGCCCCGACGGAUUGGACCUUUUUGAAAUAGUGACGAAAAGUCAGAUGUCCUUGAUGUGACGGGAGAUCGAGCGGCCAUCUAUCAGCCGAAAAUCUUGUAACUACCUCACCCCCUGGUUGUUAUCCACACCUGCGACUUCGACUGCUUCAUCUUCGAAGUCAUUCGCCGUUUUGAUAGCACCAGUUUCCAACUGAGAAUUCGGAUCCGCCCUUCCCCGUGUAGGCGUCCAUGCAGCCUCUUCUGUGGUUGUCUGCUGAGUUUCCCAACAUAAUUACACCUACGGCAGAAUACUUCCGUUUAUAGACAACGGACUCCUUUUCACCUCUGAGUUGAAGGUAUUUUGGGAUCAAAACUCAGCGACAAAUUUUGGUGUACGGUUUGUGGCGACUCCGCCCUCUGUUGAUAUGGGCCUCGUGGUCGUGGCUAUCGAACCAACCUUCACAUGCGGAAUCCUUUGCCAUGGCUUGGGAUAUUUGAAUGUUUACCGCUCUCCCUAAGGUCAGCAUCUCCUUGUCGAAUGCUGAUAGGAUUAUCUUCCUCGAAGGUACUCCGUCGGUGUUCGAGCUCAACCUUGGCAGGUGACAUUCUACAAUGAUCUACCUGUCGUCGGUAUGUCCUAUUGCCUUGCAACCACUCCUUGCGGGGCAUCGAAUUGCCUGCAGUGUGAUAAUCCACUUUAUGUGGAUCACCGCCUAACGGUUGAUCUGGUGGCAGAGGUGGGCAUCGGUGGUAAUUGUUUUUUUCUUUCUCUACCACAAACAACCUGGUAGCUGGUGUCCUCGGAAGAUACUUAAAAUCAACGAAGCUAAGAGCAGCAAAUCUCUUUGCAUUUACUUCCACCAACUGUUGUGUGUCUCCGUACGACUGUACAGGGUAUCGCGGGUAUGUGCCCGCGUUUUAGUUGAACAGUCACUCCAGCUUCGUCGAUGCGUUUGGAUGAACGUUGCACAAAUCUACACCACGCCCGGCAAUUGCUAUGAACGAGGAUGUAGCAUAGGCGACACCAACUGAGCCUAGUAUUGCAGGCACGAUUAGGGUGGUAAGCAGUAAACUGAUAUUGGCCGCCCAAUGCAUCUAUGGACCUGACGGAUUUCUACAGCCGACCGAAAGUCCGGCUAACUUUUUAAAUCGCAUGAGCCACUGUGUCAUCGAUUUGUAUGCAGCUUGAGUGUGUGAGUGUUUGGCGAGGCGACUUCAAUCGGAUGAGGGCAGACUUGUCCGGUCUCGACUGGGGCUUAUUGUUUACGGGUAAGCCUGGAGACCGUGGGCGGUUGAGGAUCAAAACUGCCUCAAAAGAGUUCAGAGGAGAGCCACGAAGAUGGUUAGGGGUCAAAGCUCCUUUCCUUAUGCAACCCGCCUAGUAAAUCUGAACCCCUUUCCUUUGAGUUACAGGAAACUUCGCCGGGAUCUCUUGCAAACCUUCCGCGUUGUAAAGGGGUUGGAUUGCAGUCUGGCCUUCGAGGACUUAUUUGAAUUUGCUACCACGACCAACCUCCGAGGUUACCAGUUAAAACUGCGAACUCAGCAGGCAAGGCUGGAUGAGCGAAAGUUCUCAUUCUCUGUUCAAGUGGUCAAACCACGGAAUGCCCUUCCCGCAGAUGUUGUGAUUUCACCAUCUGUACAAAGUUUUAAAAAGAAUCUUGACAUAUUUAUGUUCCGAAAUGACCAAGAGCGAUGAGAAGUAGAGCUUACCCCCUUGUAACUCGUUCUCAUUUUGUCCUACCAUUAUGGGUGUGUUUGAACUAUCUCAGUCCAGAACAUUUAUCUGUAUAUCACACAUUUUUUUACGUUGCAAAUAGAGUACUCAAAGGCUUACACCUAUUUCCCUCACUGAACUGAACUGACCAUUCCGAAACCGGCAAGUAAAAUCGAACUGCUGUAGUGUAUUUUGCCAACGUGCAAGUUCACCUUGCGCGUCCUUGAUCUUUUGCAGUCACUGAAGUGGUUUACGGUCGGAACGAAUGAGAAAAUGUCAAAAAAACAAGUAGAGUUUAAACUGUUUGACAAGAGCCAUUAGGACGAGGAGCUCCCGGCGAUAGGUACAGUAAUUGCGCUGCGACUUCGACAGGGUCCAGCUAGCGAAGCCGAUGGGUCUCUCGAUCUCAUUUUCAUCGCACUGUGGAAGGACGCCACCGAUGGUGAGUCCGCUGGUAUCGGUGCCUAG